AUGGAGUCUCGAGCCAAUUUAAUUACCAACAGGCGAGUAAGAGAAAUUCCUCCAGGUAUCCUCCGGCUAGAUUUUGGAAAACCAAGAUGCUUGUCAGCGGAAUUUAAGUAUCAAACUGGGGAGCCUGCGUCUCCUCAACCCUCUGUCGACAGAUUAUCUGUAACGUUUGCAGAUGAUUCCCUCAAAAGCGACAGCUCCACGAAAAUCAACUAUUUUACACCAUCACCAGUGAAAAUGGACGUUAUUAACACCAAUCCCGUAAAUACUGAUGCAGAGGAAUCAGAUCAGGAGGAUUAUUCCGCCAGCGCUAACGUCAUCAUCCAAAGACGAGCUUCUAUUCGCAAAUCGAAAAAAAGAAUCAGGCGAACGUCCUCGCCGUUCAAUCCCGACAUUUUGCCGGGCGCUGAGAAUGGUAGAAGAUCCUCGGUGUUCACCACUUCUUCGGGAGACACUGCUAUCACUAUGGACGAGAACCUAGUCAACGAGGCGACGCAAGAGGAAAUUUUGGAAAACAUUAAAUUGCACAAAGAAGUGCUGAGCAACGUGAGAAUGCAACCGUGGAAUAUGAGAAAGAAGUUGAAGCUGGUCGUGCAAGCGAAGGCUUAUAUUAAAAAGCACGAAGGUGUUUUGCAGGAAAGGUUGGCCCAAAGUCGUUCUACCAAAGACAUGCUGGCCAGAUGGAACAUUCUGUUGAUAAGAAAAUGGCAUAAAUUCAGAAGGGAAGUAGUUAAUAUGUCGAUGUGGUUCAUCCCUUGGGAACGCAAAAUAAAAGAAAUAGAAUCGCACUUCGGAUCGGUAGUGGCGUCCUAUUUUAUUUUCUUAAGAUGGUUAUUUUGGGUCAACACAGUUAUAUCUAUAGCUUUGAUAUCGUUCGUUACCAUACCAGAAGUAAGUAAUUUUCUACUAUUUUCUUCGACGGAUUCGUUAAAAAUGUGA
Molecule: messenger RNA, 936 nt
Organism: Phyllotreta striolata
Lineage: Eukaryota; Metazoa; Arthropoda; Insecta; Coleoptera; Chrysomelidae
Source: the annotation of a GenBank genome assembly